Molecule: messenger RNA, 1011 nt
Organism: Gloeophyllum trabeum ATCC 11539
Lineage: Eukaryota; Fungi; Basidiomycota; Agaricomycetes; Gloeophyllales; Gloeophyllaceae
Exons: 8
Coding region: 31-765 (244 amino acids)
Source: RefSeq, a predicted model, not a curated record
CGCAAUUUCCUGCCCCUCAACUCACUCACGAUGGCACGCCUCGCGCAACUCUUCACGGUCCUCCUGCUCGCGUUCGUCGCGGCCGUCCUCGCCUCGCCGCGCGUGUACAUCCGGGACGCGGGCUCCAUAGCUGCUCGAAGUGCCAGUGGAGAGGAGCCGCUGACGAACGGCGCGCGGCUCGCCAGGGGGCUUGCUCCUCUGCCGCCGCGCGCGCUCUACUCGCCGACUCGCGUCCGGCGCACGAGCACCUCGCCGGUCCCCGGCCAGCCUCUCACGGGGCACAUCGCGCUCUACUCGGGCACGAGCGUCGCCGGCUACGUGCGUGCAGACAACAACAUCGUCGUCGGCUCCGCGAACGCCGCGACGACGUUCACCUACACGCCGGGUAAUCCGGUGGCGUUCGAGUGGACUACCAAUAACGGCGCGCGCAGGUACUGGGGCGCCGCGACGACGAGCGCGGGCACGCGGCUCGGGCAGGGCCGCAGCGACUACCUCUCCACGCACAGCGUCUCCCUGAAAGUGCCCGCGGGCGCCGCGCCCAUCUACUUCGCGACGGACGGCGUGUACGCGGAGACGACGAUCUUCUACGUCGACGCGGCGACGCUCGCGAUCGCGCCGCAGUGGGUGAACGCGGACGGCGGCCAGCCGGCGACGCGCCCCGUGCUGUGGUCCUCGCAGCUGUACUACACGGGCGACGUCGCCGCGUUCGCGGCCGCGCGUUCGGGGAAUCCGGCGAGUGUGUCGAUGGUGUUCGUGCCGACUUAGUAGGGAGAGGGGAGGGACGUUUGGUUGGACCCUCGCAGACAUUGAACUCGAACUUGCAGGACUACUCGUUAUUCUUGCCGUAUCUCGCGUGCUUCCGCUUCCCUGGUUUGUACGGGUUCCGUGGACCUUCACACUUCUACUACUGUACUCUACAGCAUGCUCAUUUGCAUUACUACUGCUUGUACUCACUCUACACACUGCUUCAGCGCAGUUCCAGUGCCUGACGAUCGAGAUAAGAUAAAGGAG